AUGUCGACGUCAAAGACUGGGUCAAGCUUUCGAAGGAACUGCAGUGACCGCGCUGCCAGCACUGCGGUGACCGAUUCGGCUUCCGGCGGCCCCUUCCGCGCCAUGACUUUCACGGUCAACCCGGACGCCGGAUCGCGACGUAAAGAUAGAAGCAGACAACGUCACUCCUGCUCGAAGACGAUCGACCAAUCGGAACAGUCUCUGGCGCUACACCGGGUAACCCAACGCCGCCCGCACCGCCACGAUGUCGGCGGCAUCGACCUCCAUUGGCUUGUCCCCAACCGAAUCAACGUGCCAGUGGGCAGCUCCUCUACCGCCGCAGAUUGGGGCAGCGCGCUGCGAUCGAACGUAACUCCGGAAUGGAAGUACGUUUCCCAUCCCACCUGGAUC
Messenger RNA from Mesorhabditis spiculigera, 390 nucleotides. Lineage: Eukaryota; Metazoa; Nematoda; Chromadorea; Rhabditida; Rhabditidae. The record is from the annotation of a GenBank genome assembly.